Molecule: messenger RNA, 4635 nt
Organism: Pseudogymnoascus destructans
Lineage: Eukaryota; Fungi; Ascomycota; Leotiomycetes; Thelebolales; Thelebolaceae
Exons: 2
Coding region: 402-4472 (1356 amino acids)
Biological process (GO): regulation of actin cytoskeleton organization; TOR signaling
Cellular component (GO): TORC2 complex; TORC1 complex
Molecular function (GO): protein binding
Source: RefSeq, a predicted model, not a curated record
CGGAACAUCAUUGAACCGACAUCUCUUUAUACCCUCCACCGCAACCGCGAUCGUCAAGGCCGCGCCCCAUUCACAGCCUCACAAACAAAGCACUACAUUCCAAAGGCAAUGAGCCUGCUGCCUUGCCGCUCCUCUUUGCAAAGAAACACUCAUACCACUUUUCACUCCCACCCCACCUUCAUGCCAUGACCCGCCACAAGAAUCGCCUUCUAGCAGCAGAUCGUCACGGCGCGAUCUAGUUGUCGAGCAGAAGGUACGAGGAGGAAGUUCACGCGACACCCCACUUCCCCUCCCCUCUUCCCAGGCUCAUUUUACCCCGUCCCCCCUACUGAAUUCAAGGAGAAUCCAGGGAGACAAAGUGGACAAGCGCCAACUUCUCCUCUCCCUCCCACAGAUCAAACAUGGCGCAUGCGCACAUCCCCUUCGUCGACCUCACCCUCGACAGCGACGAUGGAUUGCCCGCCGCCACUUCAACACAGAUAAGGGCGCCUAAUGCUGCCGGUCCGGAGUUCACAGGGACGACUACACUGCCAUAUCACUUGCCGUCACCACAUAAACCUCAGAACGACUUUGUGAUCCAGUCACAUAGUGGCAUAUUGCUGCCGGGGGCGUUGCCGUCGCCAAUCGAUAUUCCGGGCGCGCUACCGCCGCCGAAGUUACAUACACCUGUGAUUGCGGGGAGGAAAACACAUUUGAGAGGGCUGAGAUUGUCGCCGAAUGCGUCGAGGUCCGCUGAGAGCUCGGCGAAGAGAAGGAAAGUCGCUGCGGGGGGGCGGAAUGGCACUGGCACGUCAUCGAGUCCUACUGCGGACAGGGCGGAAACACGCAUACUGCCGCCAGCGGCAGCACAAGUGGCACCAUACACGGCUAGGAGAAGGAGCAAACCGCCCACUCCAUCGACAGCGAGAGAGGGCCAGGUCGAUGUGUAUGAGAUGCUGCAGACGCAGGCGAGGCCGCUGAAGAUAUCGUAUUCGGAUUCCGAGCCGCAGCUGCCGGGGGUUCCGAGUGCAGGACGGGCACAACAAGGUUUCAAUGCACAGUUCCCGGCAGUUUCAAAUGGAGGCCUAGGGACACCCAACCCUGGCCCUGCGCCGAAGGGGGCGAAGGAUGUGCUGCAGCGGGUUAUCUUCCCGGGAAUACACUUGUGCCUUGAGAGAUUGGGGGCUGGCCUUGACGAGGCUACGAAGAAGAAUAUCGGGCGGCAGGUUGCCACUAAUCUUUGCGAUAUUCAUCUACAAACGCAUCUGGUUUCUAAUAAGGGCGUAUUAUCUGAGACGAUGAGGAAAAGGCUCGUUGAUAAGUGUGCCUUGCUGGUCGAGAUUUACGUCCACAAAUUGGGAAAAGGCCCAAAAAGCAGACUGCAGGCACCUCCAGUAGCACGCAGGCAAACAGCUCGUCUGCAGAUGAAACAGGCCGUACCGCCUGAGCCAAUAUUGAUUUCUGGCAGCUCCAGCGAGUCCGAGAAGGAUGAUUUUAAGGAUGCUGUUGAAAGGCUCGGGGCAGGGGAAACUACUGGGCAGAAGCGCGACUCUUCGUCCCCAAGCACGUCUUAUACCGUCGAGUCUCCCGCGAAAGAACCGCUUGAUCCAACGCCCCAGCAGAGGCAGAAGGGGAAAACAUAUCGGCAUGGGAAACUUGAUUUAGCGUCGCGUGCACCUGCUCUUGGAAAGCCAGCAAACGCUCACACUCUCGGAAAGCGUGGGGAGGGCAAUCGCAUCCAGAAACAAAAACAAGCACGGGCACUUCGCUCGGACACGCGGGAAGGGGCGGCGAAGCAAUCUCUCCUUCGAGAGGUUGAAACCUUGCGAUUAGCCGCCAAUGCAGCCCCAAGGCCUUACAUCAGUCUAUCGGCGCGCAAAGACAUCGCUAGGGGUCUUUCGGAACAAUGCUUAACUCCGCCGGAGAAGCAUGUGAUCCAUGGUCUUAUCGUGCAUGUGGACUUCACAGGCGAAGAAGUGCAGUAUGUGCGCAAUGUUAUGGGUGUGUGGCACAGAAAUCAUGUCGAAUCGAAGCCCCCGGGGCAGCGGCUCGGGAUUAUCAAUGGGAGCGUCAAGAUUUAUCCAAGCCUUCUUCAAAUGAUAGUGAAGUCUCGGCAAGAGUCUUCGGGAAGUGAUGAAGGCGCACGACUUAUAAAGCAACGGGGCGAGGAUGGCCUAAGAAAUUUCCUUGACGAUUUUGGCAAGGAUAUAUGGCAAGGCUACAUGUCUAAUGGCUCCAAGUUCGCAACGGGAACAACUGCUGUAUUGCGCGUCGCACCGAAAUCCAGAGAAUUGGGCACGGGCACGGGCACAAGACGCAAUAACCAUACCUCGAUAUCAGCCAUCAUGCGUGAGCGAGAGCUGUCUCGUGGGACGUUCGGACGGGCCCGUAUAUCGACCAAAGCCCGCAUUCUCACAUCUAUGGAUGAUGCGAUUGUGCGGGAGAUUGAGUUUACUGGUUGUUCUGGAGAUAUUGCUACGAUCACUUGGCUGUCUGGUGAUAAGUUUGUGUGUGGUGCGAUUACGCAUUCUGAUGAAUCGAAUCAGCAAUAUAACAAGCCCGGCAAUUUGGCUCUGGGAUCAGUCCAGAAGAGCUUUCUGAGGUCGGUCUCUGGACACCGAAUCAUACGGCCCAUUGUCGAGAAGGGCAGUAACGCGUUGGAGUCCAUGCGCGAAACGCAAGACCCUUACCUAUACUGUUCGGUGACAGCUACAGCGUUCCAUGAAGGCUCUGAGAAAGCGCUGACAGGGAGCUUUGACAAGACCGUGAAGGUCUGGGAUAUCAACUCGGACGGAUCUGGGUUGACCCUAUGUGGGACUUGGCACCAUGGCGGUGUUAUAAACUUUGUCGUCACUUCACCGCAUCACAGCAAAAUCGCCACCGCCGCCGACGUCUUCAGCGACGCCAUCCGCGUUUACGACUUGAACGAGGACGAUGUCUCCAAUUCCCCAUUCGUGUCGUAUUCUGGAUCCCGCGCCGAUGAGCAGUCAGCUGAACAACUCCGAAGCCGGCAAUCCUGGCUAUACUACCCGUCAACGUUGCAGUGGGGCAAGGCUCCGAGUGUAGCCCAUCUCCUUCUUACCGGAUACUCGCCGCGCUCGUUCGAUGUGCAUGACGAAGUGCCUAAAAUAGUCGAAGAUACGGGCGAGCUCUGCCUCUGGGAUACCAACAACGGGACGCGCGUGCUCAUAACUUCAGCGCGCACUCAGAACGUGUUUGAGGUGGUGUGGCACCCGACUUUGCCUGUUUUCGUAGCCGCGACGUCAGCGACGGGGGAGCAUGAGGAUGGGGUGCGAACGCAGCUGCGGAUUUUUUGCCAGACGGAGAUUGGCACCUUCAGCCAUACCAAGAGAUUCGAUUGUCGCGCAGUGGAUAUCAAUGAGAUCACGUUGAUGUUGAAUAGCCCAUUGCACUGCUACCUCACUGCUAGCUGUACGGACGGGAAUACAUAUGUCUGGGACAGUGCGCAAGAGGAGAAACCCAUCCAUGUUCUAGGCCAUGGCAAGUCAAUUGAUGAUCAGUCGCAGGAUGACGGCGGGACCAAAGACAAUGACCACGAGCGGGUAGACAGCGGUGUGAAAUUCGCCGCGUGGGGACGUACUCCCGACCGUUUCUACACCGGGUCUUCGGACGGCGUUGUAAAAGCAUGGAAUGUGCGUGCUCCCCCCGCUGAAGUGCAUGUUGCGGAUGUGAUUACAUUAUCCGGCGGCAUCUCAGCUGGGGUUUUCUCGAGCGACCAUUCUCGUCUCCUCGUCGGUGAUGCGACGGGGAAACUGAAUGUCUUGAGGUGCGGAGACUUGGAUGAGGAUGAAGAGUUCCCCGCGAGGCGCCGCCAACAGCCGAUUAUUCCACAUUACGAGGCUCCGAGGUCUGCAGAUUAUGGGGGUGGGGAUCUUGUGGAGCCGAGCCCAGAGCCAACUGCGAGGGAGAUGGCGCAGCGGUAUGUGGAUGCUGGGCAGGUUAUUAUCCAUCCCGAUCCCUAUGUUGGCGCGGUGCAGGGAGAAAAUUACGUGGGCACGGGAUUGUUCUGUCGCCAGCUUCACCAGGGUGGAGAUCCGCAUGCAGAGCCUCUGGAGGAGGUUGUGAUGCAGCAGAAUAAGAGGUAUAAGGGGAAACAGCUUGUCUUAUCCACCACACGAGAUGCUGCACCUUGUCUCGAGUCCGAGCAUCAGAAGAAUUACGCGCUGGACCUGCACCUAGGGCAGCUGAGUCUGGAAGCAGCAAUUGAGCUCCAGGCAUCAGGAGCAGAUUUCUCUUUCAACGAUAAUCAUGAAUUCGCAUAUGAGCCUGAUCUUGGUGCCGUGGAGCAAGAAAAUGAAGAUUGGGAUGAUGUUGUGGACAUGGUAGAUGUCUCUCCACAUGGCGAGAAAGGAGUGUUUCUCAGUGUAGAUGAAAAAGCCGGAUUCCAGCAUCUUAAAAGCUUCAUUCAAAAUGAGUUGAAAGCAUAUGAAGCCCUACAACAGGUGGAAGAGGCUAUAAAUGAUGGGAAAUGAGUGUAUAAUGCAACAGGGGUAACUAAGAGAACCUGUAAUGGUCUUUGUAGAAAUAAACAGCAAUAUAAUGGUGGCUAGAGGAUAUGGGGGGGGAGAGGCAAUGGAAAGAGAUAAAAACUCUCAUUUUCUUAGUUUUUAUAAAUGAGAAACUAGAAAAUAAAAG